AUUUACAAAAUACAUAGGCGCAGAUUAUAAAGUUUCCUUAUUAUAAUAAUGCCUCAUUAUAUCCCAUCUGGCUCCUCUCCAAGUCAUGUGACAUUAAAAUUCUUUUAUAAAGAUACAAUGAAACGUAAUAGUUUCAUCAUCCUAAUAUUACUCGUUCUCGCACACAUUUCACUUGGGUACGUUUGUGACCGCACCCCCAAAAAGGGCGAAAAAAUUCCAAAAACGAAUAACGGUAGAUAUGUGAUUGAAGUUGUAGGAAAUCCCUCGACGUACUCACCUGGACAAAUCUACACCAUUGUGCUAAAAUCACACCCACAAAACCCUAUCACAAAUUAUUUCACUGAGUUUAUGCUGGUGGUGGAACCACAAAGCCCGUCAGAAGCCCUUCAAGAUAUCUUAACGGGCGAACUAAAACCAGUUGAUCACUCCAUUGUAAAGUUUACUCCGAAAUGUCCGAGCGCAGUUAUACAAACAAAUACCCUAGCAAAAUCGGGAGUAGAGGUUUUAUGGACGGCUCCACCCUCUGGAAAUGGGUGUAUAUAUAUUAAAGCCACAGUGUUCGAAUCCGGGGAUAGCUGGUUCGCUGAUGACGGUGGAUUGACUAAGCUACUGUGCGAAGAAGAGGAAAACAGAGAUGUGCAACCCGAUGUUCUCGAACAAUGUUGCACUUGCAACGAAGCUAAGUAUGAAGUGGCUUUUCGAGGGUUAUGGACGAGAAAUACGCAUCCUACAGAUUAUCCCAUUAACAUGUGGGCAACCAAGUUGGGGGAAGUAAUUGGAGCUUCUCAUAAAAUUUCCUCUUCGUUUUGGAAUUAUAGUACUACUGCUAGUGACGGAUUAAAACUUCUAGCAGAAGACGGCGAAACUUCUCUUCUAGAAGACGAGCUUAAAGAACGUGUUAAAAAUGACGAUAUUCGUACUAUUAUCAAAGCCAGAGAACUGCCUUUUCCCAAUAUUACCGGAACGUCCUACACAGUGUUCAGAGUUGAUCAAGAGCAUCAUUUAAUUUCUCUAGUGUCUAAAAUUACCCCAUCACCAGACUGGAUUGUAGGUGUAGCUAAUUUAGAAUUAUGUACUGCUGAAUGUGACUGGAUAGAAUCACGUACCCUCAACCUCUAUCCAUGGGACAUUGGUACCGACGACGGCGUUUCUUACGAAUCCGCAGAUUCACCAACAUCGCCCCCCGAUGCUGUAAAGCUAAUCACUUCAGAUCUUGAAAAAUAUCCUUUUUAUAACAGUAAUGGCGACCCUAUCAAACCAAUUGCCGAACUUCGUAUCACCCGCCAGAAACUUUACGAGAAGGUUUGCAGUAAUAUGACUUCAGAGCCUGAACCAGAAGAUGAUCCCUGUCAGUUGAGUGAGUGGACUGAAUAUUCAACUUGCAGUGGCACAUGUGGUAAUUCGGUAAAAACUCGAGACCGUCAGCUACUCAAACCCGAAAAUGAAGAAGAAUGUACUAAAGAGGGUCCUUUAUUGCUUCAAGACACAAUCAAUUGCGAAGAAGAAUCAGAAUGCGAACUUACGAGGUGUGCAAAUGUUACUUGGUCUGAGUGGACUCCUUGUAAUAUAACUUGUGGCAGAGGCUUCAAAUCCAGGAGCGAAGUUUCUUCUGAAGAGAACAAUAAUGAACAAACUGAAGAAACUAGCCCUUGCGAAGAAACAGUUGAGUGUGAGAUGCCUGCCUGUGAGGAAGACACGGCAAGUACGGGUCGUUCUACGUUACUUACGGACAGUCAAGUUAUAAGUGAGGGUCCAUCGUAUAACCCAGUUGUUGAUUGUGAAGUUAGUCUGUGGUCAGACUGGGGACCUUGCAGUGCCACCGAACCGUGCACCAGAGGGUAUCAGUAUAAAGAACGCCACAUAAUAACUCAUCCUCUUAAUGGUGGAACCGCUUGUCCCAAAAGACUUCGAAAAGAAAAACGCUGUAAAGUUUCUUGUUCAAAAAAACACAAAGUGUCAACUUCAACUUCAUCAGAAGUUGACUGCCAACUGAGCGAGUGGUCAGGCUGGUCACCCUGUAGUAGUAAUUGUGGAACUUCGGCAGUUCAGAUUAGAACACGAACUGUGGUAGUUCCUCCUAGUAAUGGUGGCAAGGAGUGUGGGCCAAGACUUGAACAAAGAAAAUGUUCAUUGCCUUUUGGUUGUCACGACAGAGAAUGGUUGUUUAUAAAUAAGAAUUAGCGAAAAGUUUAUAAAAAUACGUUUGUACUACAUAGUUGGAAGAAAAUAUAUUUUGAAGGAAA
Zophobas morio is the source of this 2243-nucleotide messenger RNA. RefSeq names its product spondin-1-like. The record is from RefSeq and is a predicted model, not a curated record. The transcript has 8 exons. Gene Ontology annotation, cellular component: extracellular matrix. NCBI's taxonomy places the organism in Eukaryota, Metazoa, Arthropoda, Insecta, Coleoptera, Tenebrionidae. The coding region runs from base 49 to 2181 and encodes 710 amino acids. Gene Ontology annotation, biological process: cell adhesion.